This is a messenger RNA of Tripterygium wilfordii, 990 nucleotides long. RefSeq names its product transcription repressor OFP8. The transcript has a single exon. The record is from RefSeq and is a predicted model, not a curated record. Gene Ontology annotation, biological process: negative regulation of DNA-templated transcription. The coding region runs from base 37 to 912 and encodes 291 amino acids. Lineage: Eukaryota; Viridiplantae; Streptophyta; Magnoliopsida; Celastrales; Celastraceae.
CCUCUCUCUCUCUCUCUCUCUCUCUGUCUCUCAAAGAUGGAGAACCGGAUGAAGCUGCGACUGUCUCGCAUGUUUCGUGCCUCUUUCGGCUCGUGCCGGACGCGAAACAUACCGGACGUUAUUGAAAACGCCGUUUUCAUCCCUCAAGACCAAACCCACGUCUUCCGUGUAUUUGACCCACCGCCACCGUCCCCAAAGCCUCGAUCUUUCCCUUCCGUUUGCAAACCCCAAACCGGGCCGAGACAGAAAGUAUCCGACCGAUACUACUCGCCUUUAGGUUUCGCCGACACAUGCGGAAGCACGUGUACUCACGUAUCUCCAAUCUCUCCGUUCAUGUAUUAUAAGAAGGAGCGGAAGAAGAGCAAAGAUCAACGGUCAGGAUCAAAACACAAAAGCAAGAAGAGUAAGAAGCCGCGCGUGAAGAGCACGAAUAGAGAAGCGCGUCUCUUAAGCUCCUCCUCACGAUAUGACAGUGCCUAUUACAGCUGGCUCAGCAGCGACGACGAAGACGACGACGAGGAAAUGGACACGCACACGCUUUUCUCAUCAAGGAGCACCACUCUCUCGUCGGACUCCUCAGGGUCUCUCCUCCGCAAGAGCCGGUGCUCUCGUAGGAUGAAGAGGAGGGAGAGAGUUGGGCCCAGGAACAGAGAAAUCGGGGGGAGCAAUGCGUUACCAUUAAUGGACGGGAGAGUAAAAGACAGCUUCGCAGUGGUGAAGAAAUCGAGUGAUCCGUACAAUGAUUUCAGGACAUCAAUGGUGGAAAUGAUCGUGGAGAAGCAGAUAUUUGGAGCUCAGGAUCUGGAGAAACUGUUGCAGUUGUUUAUCUCUUUGAAUUCCGAUUGCCAUCACAGGAUUAUUGUCGAAGUUUUUACAGAGAUUUGGGAGGCUCUCUUCUCUGACUGGUCUUGAAGGGAAGACCCUACGAAUUACUCUGUCGUUUGUACCUUUUUUUUCUUCUUCUUAUUUUGGUGUUAGACUGUUAGUAAA